Molecule: messenger RNA, 1773 nt
Organism: Lagopus leucura (white-tailed ptarmigan)
Lineage: Eukaryota; Metazoa; Chordata; Aves; Galliformes; Phasianidae
Gene: RECQL4
Product: RecQ like helicase 4
Exons: 11
Biological process (GO): double-strand break repair via homologous recombination; telomere maintenance
Cellular component (GO): chromosome; nucleus; cytoplasm
Molecular function (GO): ATP binding; 3'-5' DNA helicase activity; four-way junction helicase activity
Source: RefSeq, a predicted model, not a curated record
AUGGUCACCACCAUCUUGUGCUCCUUCUGGGUCCAUGUGGUCACCACCAUCUUGUGCUCCUGGGUCCAUGUGGACACCACCAUCUUGUGCUCCUGGGUCCAUAUGGUCACCACCAUCUUGUGCUCCUUCUGGGUCCAUGUGGUCACCACCAUCUUGUGCUCCUGGGUCCAUGUGGACACCACCACCACCACCACCACCUCUUGCUCCUUCUGCGUCCCCCUCCACCUCCUCCUCCUUGAGGACCAUCUCCCGCUCCUCCUCCCUCCAGGCACCGCUGCCCACGCAGCUCCUCCAGCAGAACCCAUCCAUCCCAGCGCUGAAGAAGAAGAGGAGGAGGAGGAUCCCCUGCCCACACUGGAAGAGGUGGCCCGCCGGACCAACACCAUUUACCAGGAGCUCCCCGCAUCCAGCAGUGACCAGGACGGAGCCGAGCUCGCUGAGCCAACUCCAUACCUGGACGUGCAGCGCCCGCCCUAUGAGCCCCCCACACCUCCGGCACCCGUGGAGCCCCUCUACAGCUUGGGGCCGGAUGGGAAGCCACGAGAGACCCCCAGGGAGGUGCUGGACGCGCUCUCUGAGUUGGGCUACAGCUCCUUUCGGCCCGGCCAGGAGGUGGCCAUCAUGAGGAUCCUCUCAGGGCUCUCCACGUUGGUCGUGCUCCCCACGGGGAUGGGGAAAUCGCUGUGCUAUCAGCUGCCUGCCUUCCUGUACCACAAACGCUCGCGGAGCAUCGCGCUGGUGGUUUCCCCGUUGGUGUCGCUGAUGGAUGACCAGGUCUCCGGCCUCCCCCCGUGCCUCCGCGCCGUCUGCGUUCACUCGCACCUGAGCCGUGCACAGCGGGAUGCGGCCCUGCGCCGCGUGCAGGAAGGCUCGGCUCAGGUGCUGCUGCUUUCCCCCGAAGCCCUGGUGGGCGCCGGCUCCUCGGGCUCCUGCUGCCUGCCCCCGGCCCACCAGCUGCCCCCCGUGGCCUUCGCCUGCAUCGACGAGGCGCACUGCGUCUCCGAGUGGUCGCACAACUUCCGUCCCAGCUACCUGCGGCUCUGCAAGGUUCUCCGGGACCGUCUGGGCGUCCGCUGUUUCCUGGCUCUGACGGCCACAGCCACGGUGGCGACGGCGCGGGACGUGGCGGCACAGCUGGGCAUCCCGCAGCAGGACGGCAUCGCCGUGCGCAGCGCCGCCGUGCCACACAACCUGCGGCUCUCCGUGUCUGUGGAGCGGGACCGGGACCGGGCUCUCGUUGACCUGCUGCGCAGCGAGCGCUACGCCGCGCUCCGCUCCAUCAUCGUGUACUGCACGCGUCGGGAGGACACGGCCCGCGUCGCCGCGCUGCUCCGCACCUGUCUCGGAGCGCCCUGGUGGCCGGGAAGUGGUGGCCAACAAUCGGACGCGAUUGCAGCUGCGUACCACGCCGGGCUGUCGGCGGCCGAGCGGCGCCGCGUCCAAUCAGCCUUCAUGAGCGGCCGCCUCCGCGUGGUUGUGGCCACGGUGGCUUUCGGGAUGGGUUUGGACAAAGCGGACGUCCGUGCCGUGCUGCAUUACAACAUGCCCAGGAAUUUCGAGAGUUACGUGCAGGAAAUCGGCCGAGCCGGGAGGGAUGGAGAGCCGGCGUGGUGUCACCUCUUCCUGGACCCCGAGGGCUCCGACCGGCUCGAGCUGCGGCGCCACAUCUUCGCCGACGCCGUGGACUUUUUCACCAUCAAGAAAUUGGUGCAGGCCGUCUUCCCGCCCUGCAAAUGCCGGGAGCUGCACCGGCGCCGCUGCGCCCUCAGCAGG